Epinephelus moara (kelp grouper) is the source of this 3337-nucleotide messenger RNA. RefSeq lists its product as uncharacterized. Bases 1 to 1062 code for a protein of 353 amino acids. Lineage: Eukaryota; Metazoa; Chordata; Actinopteri; Perciformes; Serranidae. The record is from RefSeq and is a predicted model, not a curated record. Gene Ontology annotation, biological process: inflammatory response; immune response; toll-like receptor signaling pathway. The transcript has 7 exons. Gene Ontology annotation, cellular component: membrane. Gene Ontology annotation, molecular function: transmembrane signaling receptor activity.
AUGUGGACCAACUACAUGCUAAUAGAGCCAGCUAACGUCGCAGGAAACUCAGCAGACACAGGCGCUGAGAUGGAGAUGGACGCAUCCUUUGUGCUAUUCAAGGCCGCCAGGAGGGUCACGUUGAGAGAGAAAGACAUGACGGUAGAAAAGAUUGCUAAAAUAUUUCAGGUAACCAGCCAGAGUCUGUACCCUACUGGUGAUAACAAUGUGGCAGUGUUCCCCAGAGUGGAUGGCUACUUUAGUUCACUCGACCUCAGGGAUAAGGCCCAUUACGGGGUACACAGGGCCAAGGCUGCACCAGAUGUAAGUGGUAACGUCACUGCCUUGGGGCCCCCUCCUACUCCUUCCUCAAACAGCCAGUUUCGCUUCUCCAGUCUUAGUCUGACAGUCUUCGGAGUCCGAGGUCAAACAUCUGGCUGGUGGCAGCUAGCCUACACCUAUUACCUCUUCCUGGCCUUCCUCUACGACAGCAGGAAGAGGAAGAAGGGCGCUCCUCAUCACUACGAUGCUUUCAUCUCCUACAACGUUCAUGACGAGGACUGGGUUUACAGAGAGAUGCUUCCAGUGCUGGAGGGAGAGCAGGGCUGGAGACUCUGUCUGCACCACAGAGACUUCCAACCAGCCGCAGCUCCCACACCAGCCGAUGAUAUUCCCCGUGCUGGCCCUGGAGGAUAUCGUGAACCCAGACCCGAUGGCGGCUACAUCCACGCAGGUAAACCCAUCAUAGACAACAUAACAGACGCCAUCUACGGCAGCAGGAAGACCAUCUGUGUGAUCACCCGGCGCUACCUGCAGAGCGAAUGGUGCUCCAGAGAGAUCCAGAUGGCCAGCUUCCGUCUGUUUGACGAGCAGAAGGACGUGUUGAUCCUGCUGUUCCUGGAGGAGAUCCCGGCCCAUCAGCUGUCUCCAUACCACCGCAUGAGGAAGCUGGUGAAGAGGCGCACCUACCUGAGCUGGCCGCAGGCCGGCCAACACACAGGAGUCUUCUGGCAGAACGUAUGGAGAGCUCUGGAGCCAGGGGAAGCUCCCAUCGAGACCAACAACCUGCUGACUGGAUGCUGAGAAUAUCACUGGACCACAGUCCCAACAGAGAGUGUCUGUGGAGCCUCACAGAACUCAUUUUCCUCUUCAGGAACUGAAACACACAACAUUUAUCUGUAGUCUCUUGUUCUGCUUUUGCUUCCUCUAUCUACUGCCACUUUAGGAGCAAGUUCCUCCUUACCCGAAAUUUCAGGAAAUGAUACAAAACCAAGUCUGGGUAUCCUCAGGGGGGAAAGGCUGGAACUCUGGUAAUUAAUAAUGCUGGACAUGUGUUAGAGAUUGUUGUUUUAAUUUACAGACAAUAUUCUGAUUCAGAAAAUCUGACUUGUGUUUUGCUGCAUGUUCUCCAUCUGUAAGUUCUAGCACAGUGUUGAGGAGUACAUUCUUUUCAAAUUAAAUCUCCCAGUAACCUUUAGGUAUUUUUAAAACCAUGUUUCCAUUAGUGAAAGAUUUUCACUCAGUAGCAGGGCAUCAUCAUAUUUUACUAAAGCUUCGGAAUUUCCGCUGUUAGUCCUGUUGUACAGCAUGUCUUAAAAAUGUCAUACCUGCACUUGCAAUUGAAAUCUUUGAGUUCAAGAAAAUUAAAAUGUUUUAACAUGCUGAUUUUUUUUUAGAUCUUUUUAAACACUGUUAAACUCAAUAAAAUGUGAAUUGUUUACUUGUGAGAUGGACAAGAGUUACAGUACACUGAAGACUUAAAGCUCCCGUGUGUAUUUAGGAGGAUAUACUGGCAGAAAUUAAGUCUGUUUUCUUUAGUGUAUAAUCACCUGAAAAUAAGAAUCAUUGUGUUUUUCUAACCAUAGAAUGAGCUUUUCACAUCUGCAUAGGGAACAGGUCCUUGUCUGCAGAGACUGCCAUGUUGCACCACCACGUUUCUACAGUAGCCCACAAUGGACUAACCAAACACUGGCUCUAGACAGGGACAUUUGUGUUUUUGCAUCAGCGACUAUAGGUAGAAGCCCCUCCACCAUGAAAGCUUGAGAAAAACAGAUUGUCAUGAAACUGUUUUACUGGUUUAAAUCACCUGAUUUGUUUAAGAUGAAGAGACCGCUGUGGAUAAUUCAGCUCCUGGUAAAAACCUCCUGAACAAUGACCACUGAAGGAAUUCUAACCAGGAGAAGUUUCAGCUGAUUUUAUUCUGCAAUCUUCACCACUGGAUGCCACUAAAUCCCCCUAAAUCUGACACACUGAAUCUUUAAAGCGAUUACGUGUUGUUUGAAGCACUUAAAGGGUUUGAAGUGUUUGAGUGUAAGCACUGAGUUGUCAGUUUACAGUAAGUGUAAUGUUGUGUUCACACCAAAUGCGAAGUGAAUUUUCAGUUUGUGUUACUCCCAUACGGCUGCGGGAGUUUUUUUGGAGUUGAUGCAAGUAGCAAAUAUUUGCACUUAACAGCUAACAGUUGUGCCAAUUAAGUGGGGAAGGAAUGGAGCUAUAUUGGGGCCAAAUGUUUUGUACUUUAAAAAAUUUAAUUUGAAACUGAAAAUUCAAGUUUUGAUCUUGAAUUCUGAAAAAUACAUCAAUGUAUUCAAAAUAGGGGGUGGGGUCACCUAUUGCUUGAACAGUGCCCUGAUAUUUCUUGACGAUACUGGAAAUAAGGGGUGUCCCUCAGUGUAAUUUUAAGUUAAAAUAAAGCUUGAAUUAAUGAAUAUCUGCCCUACACCUCAAAGCAAUAUGAAGUUAAAGUUACUUUUACUGUAAUUAAAGGUUCAGUUAAUUACAGGUACAGUUCAGGCCAUCAAAUUAAUUGAGAAAUUUUGCAUAGAAACAAUAAAGAUUGUACAAUAAAGCAAAAUGUGUAACAAAGAAUGCAAAAAUAAACGUUUUAAUAAAACUCAAUCUCUUAUGUCUUAGUACAGCACCCCUUCAGUUAAUAUAUAACAAAGCAUGAAAAAAAUAAACUUUUAAAAUAAAGAUAAAACUCUUAAGUCCCGGUAGCCUGGAAAUCCAGACCCAAAUCUAGAAAGAUUUAGGGUCUGGCUAUGAGUAAUGCAAAUGGCCCAACUUGAGGGGCGGCAUCAAGCAUACAUUUGAAAAUAUCACUGCACGCAACUGGAUAACACUACGACCAAUCAGAACAAUACACGGGGUGACGUAUCCAGAGCACUACCAACGGAGCUAACUGGUAGAUUAGACUCUUGCCGUAUCCGGUCGGCAAAACAGCAAAAACGUCCUUCUUGCAAAGGAAAGACUCGAGUGCUGUCUUCUGUUCCUCUUUUAGAGAAAAAGCCAAGUCUAACUCGUUCAUUGUAGCGGCCAAAGCCGUUUCAAACAACUGGUGUUCAUCCGUAGCCAUCUU